Molecule: messenger RNA, 5689 nt
Organism: Trematomus bernacchii (emerald rockcod)
Lineage: Eukaryota; Metazoa; Chordata; Actinopteri; Perciformes; Nototheniidae
Gene: wdr44
Product: WD repeat domain 44
Molecular function (GO): protein binding
Source: RefSeq, a predicted model, not a curated record
AUGUUUUUUUUUGUGUUUCUGGUUUGUUUAUGACGCGGGUCACUGUCUCCGUUAGCUUGACAGCUGACCAAGUAUAUGCUGUUGUAAAAACGCGCUUUAUUGGUGCUUUCAUAGAAAAAUACUGUGCUGUGAAGGAGACAGAUUUAUAAGAGGGUAGAAAGCUAGCAGCAGUAGGCGUUGGUCCGCCGUGCGAGUAGAUUACAUUUGUUAGCCUAGCAUUUUGACUAGCAUACUGUAACGUUAUGCCGUGACGUUGGACAGAAAAAGUGGUUGACGACCCCGGAGGAAAGUAUUUUAAAUUAUAAUACACACACAGAGAGGACAAGUGCAUGUGUGUGGCACUUUGAUUCGCAGGUUAGGCUUUUAAACAGCUGCCUGGCGACUAUAUUUGAGUAGCUUGUAAGCUAAAUUCAUGUUAGCAUGGCGUCAGAUACAAGUGACACCGAGGAAUUCUAUGAUGCUCCUGAGGACGUUCACUUUACUCCAUCUCCAAAAGUGUCACCUGCAAAGUUUUUCAUUCCUUCUCCCAAGCUUUCACAGAGACCAGUAAACGCUGCACAAGAUGUGAGUUGCGGAGUGGCCGCAUCCGAGAAUCAGCAAGAUGAUCCCCUACUGAUCAUUGAUAGCAUCAUUGAGGAGAGUCAAAAGGGAAGUGCUGGUGAGGUGGCCGAGGUGGCUGAGCUGUUGAAUCAGCUUCAUGUUGAUGUGAGAGCAGAACCGGAGGCGGAGGAAGAGGAUAAUGCUCAGGAAGUUCCUGCGGGGCUAGCAGCACCGGCUUUCCAACCUCAACCUGUGGAGAGGCCAGAGGAUCAACAGGAAAGUGCUGCAACAAACGGAGCAUGCUCCAUACCUGAACCCGCAGACCUCCCAGGGCCAUCAGUCGGCUCACAAGAAGGCGUUCAGCCCCCAGACAUCACCAGCACCGUCAGACUGAGUCACCCUGGAGGGGCUGGGGUGGAUGGUGAGGGGGAGUGGGGGCACAGACCUGCAGAUAUCUUAGACCAGGUCCCAUUCGCAGAUGGGUCGGCUGACUCGGACUCCUCUGGUCCUCUGAAACCCCCGCGGCAAUUCACAGCGGAACCAGACAUUGUAGCAAGCACCAAGAAGCCUCCUCCCUCUCGCCCCCCCCCUCCCAGCGGAGGACCUCCACCCAGGCCGCCCCCCCCAGCUUGGCAGACUCUACCUUCCAGGAAGUCUCAGGAGUGUCUCAGACCAAGUGGACUGGAAGUGUCUGCAGGCGGCUGUGAGGUCCUGGAGCCGUCCGGCCUGGUGUCUCCCAGCAGCACGGUGAGGAGCCUCACCAAAGAGCUGCAGCAUUCCUUGGAUCUGGCCAGCGCCAUCAGUGGAGACAAAGUGGUCACAGCGCAGGAAAAUGAGGAUGGCCGGGCCUCGUCUGACAACGGAGGAGAAACUCCAGGCUCCCAGCGGCCACGUUCCAAUUCUGGUAGAGAACUGACAGAUGAAGAAAUCCUUGCCAGUGUGAUGAUCAAGAAUUUGGACACUGGAGAAGAGAUCCCUUUAAUCCAGGCAGAGGAGAAACUUCCUGCAGCGAUAAACCCCCUCACUCUGCACAUCAUGAGGAGGACCAAGGAGUACAUUUCGAAUGAUGCAGCGCAGUCGGACGACGAUGACAAGGCUCAGGCUCCUCUGGUGGACACAGAUGGAGGAAAACUCAAACAGAAAACGACCCAGUUUAAAAAGUUCCUGGGCAAGUCUGUGAAGAAGGCCAAGCAUCUGGCUGAGGAAUACGGAGAGAAGGCAGUCAACAAAGUGAAAAGUGUGCGAGAUGAAGUGUUCCACACAGACCAGGACGAUCCGUCAUCGAGUGACGAUGAGGGCAUGCCUUACACCCGGCCCGCCAAGUUCAAGGCAGCACACAGCUUCAAGGGCCCCUUUGACUUUGAUCAGAUUAAGGUUGUGCAGGACCUCAGUGGAGAGCACACGGGGGCCGUGUGGACGAUGAAGUUCUCUCACUGCGGGAGGCUGCUGGCCACAGCCGGCCAGGACAAUGUGGUUCGCAUCUGGGUCUUGAAGACUGCUUUUGACUACUUCAAUAAUAUGAGAAUGAAGUACAACACUGAAGGUCGAGUUUCACCGUCUCCUUCUCAGGAAAGUUUAUGCUCCUCUAAAUCUGACGACCACCUGGCAAGUUGUGCUCCAGAGGACCCAGACACUGAAGAUAGAAACGCCCCUUUCCGUCAAAUUCCUUUCUGCAAGUAUAAAGGUCACACGGCGGAUCUUUUGGACUUGUCCUGGUCAAAGAACUUCUUCCUGCUCUCCUCUUCCAUGGAUAAAACGGUGCGAUUGUGGCACAUAUCGAGGAGAGAGUGUCUCUGCUGCUUUCAGCACAUUGAUUUUGUCACAGCCAUUGCUUUCCACCCCAGAGAUGACAGAUACUUUUUAAGUGGCUCUCUGGAUGGGAAGCUACGACUCUGGAACAUUCCUGACAAGAAGGUGGCGCUGUGGAACGAGGUGGACGGCACAACACGUCUCAUCACGGCAGCUAACUUCUGCCAAAAUGGGAAGUACGCCGUCAUCGGAACGUACGAUGGCCGAUGCAUCUUCUAUGACACGGAGCGUCUGAAAUACCACACUCAAAUUCAUGUGAGGUCCACCAGAGGCAGGAACAAAGUAGGACGCAAAAUCACCGGCAUUGAGCCACUACCUGGAGAGAACAAGAUUUUGGUGACCUCAAACGAUUCCCGCAUCCGCCUUUAUGACCUGAGGGACUUGUCUUUAUCCAUGAAAUACAAAGGUUAUGUCAACAGCAGCAGCCAGAUCAAGGCCAGCUUCAGUCAUGACUACUCCUUUAUAGUCAGUGGUUCAGAGGAUAAGUACGUGUACAUCUGGAGCACUUACCACGACUUGAGCAAAUUCACUUCUGUACGACGGGACCGCAAUGACUUCUGGGAAGGAAUUAAAGCACACAAUGCAGUGGUCACCUCAGCAGUUUUUGCACCCCACCCAGGCCUUAUUGUUCCGCCAGAACCUGGAGCAGACAAACCAGAAGCAGAGUGUAAGAGCCUGGACUCCACUGACUCUGAAACCAUACCCUCAGGAGCCCUAAAGACGGAUCACACAGAGGUUCUACUUUCUGCUGACUUCACUGGAGCCAUCAAGGUUUUCAUCAAUGUAAAAAAGUACUGAGCAUUGCAGAGGCUGUCAGCUCCUCACACUCAGGCAGACUGCAGGAGAUCGGUCCUGAAGACGAAGGAGAGUCUGUCAGGGGCCUUCUGACGUCACCCACUACCUAACGGUUAUCGCUCUGUGACAAAGAGCCGUCUGUAGCCUUCUUUCGGGAAAACAUGGACCCUAAAAUAGAAGGGAAUAGAUGGAGGAAAUGGACUGUACAAUACAGAGGAGGUGUGAAUCCCGGUCACGUUUUUUUAAUCUUGAAUACCAAGCAACUGUGAACGGUUCUGCGCUAAGGGAAAAAAGAGCCGGAAAUGCCAAGCGUGUGUGUUGUCUGUUCAGAAACAUACGUGUUCAUUUACAGCUGUGUGGUCCGGAUGGAGUAUGGCAAGAUUAGGUUAUUUUGUAACAGUAUGGGUACCUUACUAAUUUCUUUUGCUCCCAUGUUUUAGAAAAGUCCUAAUGUCAGUCACACAUUUACGUGUCUUAACGAGAUGUAACCAUUUGUCUGAAGCAAGGUGGUUUGAAAUGAUUUGUGCCUAAAUCUAGAUCACUUUUCUAAAUUAAACUUCUAAAAUCUUAUUUCUGUAAUUUAUCGAACAUUUUAGCAGAUGACAGCAAAUCUACGGUACAUGAAAUCAGUAUACGGUUAUUAUUGAUUUGGGCUGGGUAUCUUUAAAAAUGGUCAAGAACAAUAUUGGCUCUUAAGACGUUUUGAUAUUAUUAUUUUUCAAUUAAAGCACAUUAUUAUUAUUAAUGUUACUGUAAAUUCAGUGUGUAACAUUGCAUACAGAACCAAACAAUGCUCUAUUUACUCAAUAAAAGUCCACACAAACUAGAAGAAUGCGUGUUGACGACAUUUUUUAACAUUGGAAAAAAAAGAGACCAGUAAAAGUAGUUUUGAUACCUGGCCCUACAAAUCAUCUCCUCCACACACACGUAAUAUCAACAUCCGUGAUUUAUUUAGUGUCAGAACUCUGCAGCAACAUUUCAGCUUAUCAUUUUAAAAACAAACAUUAAAACAAAAAUAUAUAUAAUUAGUUACAGUGUUCAAACUUCAUCAUACAAAAAAAAAGAGUGCAGAGUCUUGCAUGGAGAGUGUGAGUUGGGACCAAAAGAGCGGACAUGUUCGUCUGAUUUAAAGAGUGCUGUGUAACCCAUGGAUACCAGCAGGGUAAUGGAUGACCAGAGCUGAGAGUCAGUGUUUGCUCUUCUUUGCUUUCUUAUGGGAGCGAUGUGGCGACCGCGACCUGGACUUCCUGGUCUUCCGGUCUGGAGAUGGUGAUCGGGAACGCUUGGACCAUUUGGGAGACCUUGUCCUGUUUAAAAAAAGAAUUGAAAGUUAACAGACUGACAGAAAGACGUUAUGGAUGAAUGCAUUGGCUCCACAAAUAAAUCUCAUGGCACUUGCUUUAAAGGAGAGAUGCUCCUCGACUUUCGGGCGUGGUCGUCUGGAUCUCGACUCCUCCCUCGUCUCCUGACGCCCUCUUCACUUCGUUUGCUCCGAUCUCUGUCCCUCCUGUCAUCCUUCGACCUGUCUUUGGGCUUUGAUGUCAGUCUCUCGUUUUUGUCUUCAUCCUUUUCAAACUCCUACAGUAGACACGGUGAAACAUCCCAAUGAAGUCAGAUAAAAGGCUUUUAUUGUUUUUGUCUGUUAAGAUGCAAAAUACGACACAACUGGCUUGUAAUUCGCCAAUCAAUUACUAAUUCAACUAAAACAUAGUGCAGGUUCUCCACAAGGGGGAGCUGUUUAGUUUGUAGGACCCAUUUAACACAUGCUUACCUACAGAAAUGAAAGAUAUCGGCAUUAACACUUACAGGCAGGGUAACAGUUUUUUUGACACAGAAACAAAACUCUUUGUGUCAAAAACAAUAAUUCAAGCAGUGUAACUGAAAUACUACGACCACAAAAGUAUUUGUAUAUCAAAUACUCACCCUGGGUUAACUAUAAUUCAUAACAAAAACUAAUCACAAAAAAUGUAGAAAAUUAUUUUGAAUUGAGGGAAAUGGUGGCCUUAUUUAAAAGAAAAGAUAUUUUGAAACAUUUUCCAAGAGUUUUAACUGGAAAUGUGUGAGCGGAAAUGCAUGUGUUUUGUAAGUAGUGAGCAUUCUUCUGGGAGAUGAAACCUUCUGAAGAUGUUUGUUGAUUACGUUUUGCUGUUGAUCAAAGCCCCAAUUUACCCUUUUUCAUGAAUAAUUUUCUGUAUUUUUGGGUACAUGCAAUGAUAUAAACGUUUUCUUCAAAUUACCACAGGGUUAGUAAUUGAAAAUGGGUAUCUUGUGUGUAAAAUAUUCUGAAAGUACUCAAAAUAAUCGGUUUAUAGUAGAAAACACAUUAGGAUACAAACAGCAGCUGAAGCUAGACGCUCCCUCUCAGUUGGUGCAGAUCUAAAAUGGCUUGCUACCUGGCUUUGCAGUUUCACUUUGGGCGUGUCUAACACUGUUUUUUUUACCGUGCCAACUGACUAAUUUCACAGUCUAAUUUUAAUGUACUAAUAGCAAGCACUUUUGUAAAUGUUGCCCCAUGCUGUUCUUGAUUAAAGAAAUGUUUCUAUUA